Messenger RNA from Carassius auratus (goldfish), 4685 nucleotides. RefSeq names its product transcription factor EB (gene tfeb). Gene Ontology annotation, molecular function: DNA-binding transcription factor activity, RNA polymerase II-specific; RNA polymerase II cis-regulatory region sequence-specific DNA binding; protein dimerization activity. The transcript has 10 exons. Bases 370 to 1878 code for a protein of 502 amino acids. The record is from RefSeq and is a predicted model, not a curated record. Lineage: Eukaryota; Metazoa; Chordata; Actinopteri; Cypriniformes; Cyprinidae. Gene Ontology annotation, biological process: regulation of transcription by RNA polymerase II; humoral immune response; positive regulation of DNA-templated transcription. Gene Ontology annotation, cellular component: nucleus.
GGUGACUGUCGCAUCACAGCGAAGUCAGAAAACAUCACACAGUGGAGUGAGUUCGGCUGAAAUUACCGAGAAGUUGAUAACGGUGCUCUUUUGCAGUUUCGCUUCCAUACGAAUAGAGAGGGAACUGAUACCAGGUUGAGUUUAAGACUGCACAAUUAUCGCUCCUUUCCAAAAACUACGUCCCAACUUUGUACUUUCUGACCUUCAGCGGUUUUCCAGCCCACUCAUAGGCAGGCACCCAGUCAUGUAGAGAGCAGCGCGUGGAGGACAUCCAGAUCACUUUCAGCACUUUCUACACAAAGAGACACCCCACCACUCUUCGGGCUGGACUGCACAGUGACAGCAGCCCGCCCCCCGCGUCCCCCAGCCAUGGCGUCACGCAUCGGCCUGCGCCUGCAGCUCAUGCGGGACCAAAUGCAGCAGGAGGAGCAGCGGGAGCGGGAGCGGCAGCAACAGGCAGCGUCCAUGCAUUACAUGCAGCAAUGCAUGCCAGGCCCACCAGCGCCCUCGCCAGCCAUCAGUGCGCCAACACACUUCCAGGCACCCAUGCAGGUGCCCGUUGAAGUGUUAAAGGUGCAGACCCAUCUUGAGAACCCCACGGACUACCACAUUCGACAGUCUAUGCGGCAGCAAGUCAAGGAGUACCUGUCCACCACAUACGCCACCAAGCAGGCUGUACAUGCAGUCACAAGCUUGGUACAGCCCUCUCCACCCACCAUGCCCCAGGGUCAGACAGGAAGCGUCCCCUCGACCAUGCCCUCUCCAUGCAUGCGCACUGAGCAGCUCAUGAACUCUGCUGGGAACAGUGCACCCAACAGUCCCAUGGCCAUGCUCAACAUCGGCUCCAGCCACGAGAAUGAGAUGGAUGAGGUUAUUGAUGACAUCAUCAGCCUGCAGUCCAGUUAUGAUGACAUCCAGGCUUAUAUUGACCCUGUGGUCCAGAUGCCAAACACACUUCCACUGUCCAGCAGCCAUUUGGAUGUGUACACGGGGCCAGGUAUGUCCGGAUCAGCUAUCGCCAUGACCAGCAAUUCCUGCCCUGCCAACCUGGCCAUCAAGAGAGAGCUGUCAGAAGCUCGUGCAAUGGCUAAAGAGAGGCAGAAGAAAGACAACCACAACCUGAUUGAAAGGAGGAGAAGGUUUAACAUCAAUGAUCGAAUUAAGGAGCUGGGCACCAUGAUCCCCAAAACCAAUGAUCUGGAUGUACGCUGGAAUAAAGGCACUAUUCUGAGGGCCUCUGUGGAGUAUAUUAAACGCAUGCAGAAGGACAUCCAGAGAACCAGAGAGGUGGAGAACAACUUCAGGAGGAUGGAGAUGGCCAACAAACAGCUGUGGCUCCGCAUUCAGGAGCUUGAGAGACAGGCCCAGAUGCAUGGCCUCCCCAGCACCUCUCCAUCCGGUCUUAACCACACUGAAGCACUAAACCCCUUCGUCAAGCAGGAGAACAGUCCUGAGGAGAACCACCUCUCACAUCUGCCCCAUCUCCCUCCUCACUACCCCCAUCAUCAGCAGCACCAGGGUCAGCCGCAGCCCCAGCCCCACACUCAGCUCCACCAGCACCAGCACCUUCACUCCCAGCCCCCGCUGCAGUACCCGGCCGUGGGCAGCUCCCAGCACUUUGACUUUGCCCAGUCGCUGGACUUAUGCGACAGUGGCAUCCCAGGAUAUCAGGAUGGCUUGGGGGGCAUUGGGGAUCUCGGCUUGUUGGGCGGAAGUGUCGCGACAAUGGGAAAGAAGAGCGAGCUGGGCUUCUUGCUGAUGGAAGAGGCCCUGUCACCGUUAGCAGGAGACCCACUGCUGUCCACCAUGUCCCCCGAGGCUUCUGUGGACAGCAGCCGCCGUAGCAGCUUUAGCAUAGAGGACUCAGACAUACUGUGACCUGAACUAAGUAUUGCUGCACAUUGUGCAUAUGAUGUGACACACACACACACAGAUGCUUCAUUUAGUCUGACACACUGUUAACAGGGAAAGGUACAAUACUGAUGCACCCAGCCACCCUCGAAUGAAAGUUUAGCUACUUUUUUAUCUUUUAAGUCUGAAAUGCAAGAAACAAGAAACAUGGUUUUAGUGAAGUCGUGCAACAAUUUUUGUACCACAACUGUCACAGAAAUGAAAUUAGGCGUAUAUUUAUAAAUGCAAUAUAGACUAACUGAUCAAACAGCACUGAGAUGCUUGAAUUCUAUCACUGAGAACUGACCCUUAUUGAAUAUUCUGUACAACAAGAUCUCAUCAGAAACACAUAGGUUGCCAUAAAGGGAUAGCUCACCCAAGAAUGAAUAUCAAUUGUCACCCUCUACAUGAAUUUAUUGAACAAAAAAUAUAAUAUUUGGAAGAAUGUUGGUAACCAAAGGUAGCAAUUGACUUCCAUAGUAUGGAAAAAAUACUAUGGAAGUCGAUGGCUACCAGCAACUCCUUGGUUACCAACAUUCUUCUUUUGUUUAGAAUAACAUGUAAAUUAUGACAUUUUCAUUUUUGGCUGUGAAAAAGUGAACUUUUAUACUCCGAACCACUUUUACAGUCCAAACCACUCUCUCACAUUCUCUAUUUGUUGAAUUAUAUUUUUUCUACUUUAAAAUAUAUCAUCCAUUUCCCACAUGUGAGACUGUCACACACACUUAAUGUCUUCCAAAUCCAGACAAAAGUGAUUAUUUUCGUUCGUUUUUUUUUCUUCACUUGAAAUAUAACGCCACAUCUGAGCUUUUAAACUGUAUCAGAGCAAUAUGAAAAGGCAGCUUAUCUUUAAAAGUAGGAAUGAAAGGAUUCCCACAGCCAUGGAAAACCUGGAAAUAUCAAGAAAUUGUGUUUUCUUAAUUUAGAUUAAAACAUUUAUACAAUCUUAGAGAAAAGUAAUGUGACUUUUAGUCAGUUGUGAGUGAAUCAUUCCUUUGAUUCGGUUCUUUUAAAUGAAACUGAUUCACUAAACAGUCUGAAUGAUUAAUCAGUGAAUCUGUCUGAAUUUGACUGAUUUCUAAAAGUCUUUAUCCAUUAAUCACACUGAAAACGGUCAAAGAGUGUGGGAGUAUGUCUUUUCAUUGAUCAGUCCAGGUCUUUCUCACAGGUGUGACUCUCCUCCACCAUGAAGGAAGCUGCCAUAUCGCCUUUUAGCAUUAGUUUUACACAUGGUUUUUAUGUAGCUGCUGUUGUUGAAGAAUCGUUGAUGCCAGGAUUCUGUUCGGAUAACAGGCCAGAUCAGGUGCAAGUGUGACAGAAAGUACAUUUAGUGAAAGGUGCAGCAGACUGCACUAUAAAUUAACUUUGUUAGUGGCCACACACUCCAACUAAGGUGCCUUAAAGCCAAGGCCAGAUUCUUCAAGAAUCACAUGCUCAAACGCUCCUGUUGGCACUCCGUAAUAUCAAGCUGACAGCUGUGAACCCCGUUUGCCAAAGUGAAGUUCAUAUACAGCUCAAGGUGCCUUUCAGGAAUCCUGGAUCAACAAGAAAUGUGAUCCAGCUUUUGAGCUCUCCAUUGAAGGAGGUUGAAUUUGUAGAAAAGAUACAUGUAUUUUAUAGGUUUUUUAUUUGUUCUUCCCAGAGCACUGAAAAAAAAAAAUGUAAUUUUAUUGAUAUCAUAAAGAUUUUAUUGAUAGUUUAAUUUCAAAUGUUUUAUGCCACUUUUCUGUUUCAUUUUUAUUUUUUUUCCUAAAAACUAUUUUUUCUAUAUCACUGCCGAGCCACUGAAAUACAAACACACACACACACACACACACACACACACACACACACGCAUACAUAUAUUAUAUCUGCCAUUUUAUUAUACAAAUGGCAAGUGCAGAGCCAUAUUAUAUUUUUCUUAUGAAUUCUUUUUUUUUUUUUGUACAGAAUUGUUUAAACUCAUUAGGCUUUAUGAUAUUAAAAGACAUAUGUAAUAUUGUUUUUAUAUUGAUUUUAUUCCUUUUUUAAGAAAAAGACAUUUGAGGAAAAGUGCGACUGUCGAGUACUGAUUCAUUGUUAUCAUUCAGUUUUAAUUAAACGUUGAGAAUGUACAUUUUAUGUAUUGAACAGUUAAAUCAAGUUGGCUUGUAAACGGUGUUGAACAUGAGCUUUUAUAGAACCUAAGUGCUUUGUGAUGCACCUCCAGUAUUUCCUAACCAGCUCUCCCUGUUUUACUGCUUUGUUUUAAAGGUAUGGUUAAACCUCAUGAAUUAGUUUUUAAAAUACAGGAGAGGCACUACGGGUGUAUUUUAUGCAUUAUUGUUAUCGCAGGUGUAUGACUGACUGCCUGGAUGUUGCACAGAAUUCAGCCAAGUUAAAACCAUCCAUCAACUAUAGUGGAGUCUUGGUUACUCUAUGCAAAUCUUUGACUUGGUUAGCUAGAAUAAGCGCAGCGUAGCAAACUAAGCAAAGGCAUUUUAGAUUUAGCAUUAUGGGAAGGGGCUUCUAAUUUUGCUUGUGUGAAUUUUUUUGUUUUGUUGUCAGCCAUGCACCAGGAAUGAGAAGAUUUGACAUUUAAAAAUGAAGAUAAAUCACUCAAAGUAAAGAGUAUGCUUUGGUAAAAUAUCUUGAUAAAUUCAAAAGAAAAAAAACACUGGCAUUUCAUUUUACAGUGCGCUUAAAGACAAUACAAGAAAACCCUCUGAAGGCCUUGAGAAUGUUUCAGUACUGUGGAUGUGUCAUGUGUAUGGGAUUUGGUCUUUCAUAAGUCUGUGGAAGUAAAUGACACCUCACAUUAAAUUUAUUUAAGUGGA